AUGUACUUCUACAUCCUCCCUUCGGAAAUAGGUUUGCCCAGCGAAGUUCGUAAAGUGGAAAACCUAAAAAAACCACCGUUUUUGCUCGACCAGAAGAAACCGGAUCAAAUCGAAGCCAAGAUAAACGUGUCCUUGAAGGCGACCGGCAGUCCGCUCGCUCGGUCGGAAGCUCGGACGAAAGAAACACAUGGAAAACAUUCGGGAUCGACUGCCACGAAAAAACUGCGUGAAACAAUGUUGCGUCUUGCAGGUCGACACGUGAGCCACCAUCGAUUGAUGAUGUCGAGUGAAAACGACGUUGACAUAGAUGCGCUCAAUCAUCUGAACCAUCUCGGACGUCAAGAAAGAGAACGGCCGGUCAUAAACGAAAGUUUGACUCCUGUCAACAUCACGGGACAACUCGGAGCUACCGUGUACCUCCACUGUGUAGUACACAACCUUGGGCAGAAGACUGUGACGUGGCUCCGCCGAUCGGACUAUCACAUCCUGACGGUCGGAAUGAUGACGUACACCACGGACGAGCGAUUUUCCGCCGUGCGUGGAGAUGGUAUUAACGACCGCGACGACUGGAUGCUCCAAAUCCGUGCCGCGCAGAAGGCCGAUGAAGACGAAUACGAGUGCCAGGUCAACACACAGCACCCGAUAAUUAGCAUCAUCGUGAAACUAAAUGUUCUCUCGCCCCACGCCAUGAUCUUAGAGUCGCCGGAGCUGUACGUGAACAGCGGAAGUACGAUCAAUUUGACUUGCGUUAUUCACGAUCGGCCACAACCCCUCGCCCAUAUUUUUUGGUACCACGGUGAUAAGGUGAUCAACUAUGAACCCCACAGCUAUAUCACAAUGCUGCCGCCGAGCAGAACGCGGCCCGAUCAAGAUCGGUCGUCGACGCAAAUGUCGCGUCUGCUCAUACAUAAUGCCGACAAGCACCACACGGGCAAAUACACCUGCGCGCCCGUAGAUUCGACGCCCGCUUCCGUGCACGUCCACGUGCUGCACGCGGAGGAGCACUUAGCGCGGAAAUCGCACGAAGCCAGUGCUGCAGCACCGACGAGUAAUCCGCAGUGGUCGACGUCGGUUGUCCACGCGGGUUUGCCGCUUCUCGCUCUCGAGCUGCUUUUCCUGCUCGUCGUCGCGCGGACCACGUGACAACACCUGGACUUUAGGUCCUGUAGAUUCCCGUGUCAGUCCUCGCGCAA
Messenger RNA from Galendromus occidentalis (western predatory mite), 1193 nucleotides. Its product is annotated as zwei Ig domain protein zig-8. Bases 1 to 1143 code for a protein of 380 amino acids. The record is from RefSeq and is a predicted model, not a curated record. Lineage: Eukaryota; Metazoa; Arthropoda; Arachnida; Mesostigmata; Phytoseiidae. Gene Ontology annotation, cellular component: neuron projection membrane. The transcript has 9 exons. Gene Ontology annotation, biological process: synapse organization.